This is a messenger RNA of Marchantia polymorpha subsp. ruderalis, 4893 nucleotides long. Lineage: Eukaryota; Viridiplantae; Streptophyta; Marchantiopsida; Marchantiales; Marchantiaceae. The record is from the annotation of a GenBank genome assembly.
CGGAUUUCCUUCUUUCCCGCGAGAAACUGUCAUCAACUAAACUGGUGGCCCGUUUGGCCAUCAAAUGUAGAGACGUCACCGCCGCUUUCAUAGCGGGAACGCUUCGCGAGCAGCACGAAGUUUGGUGGGCUCGUUAUGUAGUGGAUGUUUUAGCUUAACCCUAACUUGGCCUGCUCUGCUCUCCGCACCACGAGCAGAGCGAGCGAUACGAGCAGAACAGAGCGCGGGAACGUUUACAAAAUUGCUGACGAGCGUUUCCUCUCGAGCGACAUUGUUGCCCUGCGCGAGAGUCAUUCCCGUUUGGGAGGAGGCAGGGUUUAGUCGGAAACCUACGGAUGAUCAAUUUCUUGUUGAUAUUCGGCUCUUUUCGUUUGCAGCCCUUUGCAUUUGUAGCGUGCAAAUUGCCGACUGUUUGAAGCAAUCGGUGGGAGUCAAUCCCUUGUUGCGGUGAUUGUUGAGGAUCGGAAUUUGCGUGGACGCAGGCGCCAUUGCGCAUUUUAGCCCACUUCAUUCUUUUGUGGCAUUCGAGUUUUGAGGACUGCACAUUUGCGAUCCCAACCGAGACUGCGGAAUUUCUAGCCCUUAUUUUAAUCGGGAUGGGAAUUUCUCUGAUGAUUUUAUGAAUCUUGAGUUUUCAUGUACUCCAUGUUCAAGUCCCAUACUAGAGCUCCCAGGUUUUAUCCGGAGGUUUUGUAAGAUCUUAUUCAUCCCAGACACUUGGAUUUUUACGUUCGCGAGUCAACCGAAUCUUUCGCAUUAUUAGAUGGCUAGACGACGACGCUUGAUACAUGCGUUCUUCAUGGUCUGAUCAUCAAACAUGUCGCUGCCUCGGCUGAACCAUUCUCCAGUCGACCUUAAAAAUUGAUUCUUUUUUUCUUUACGUCUUGAAUUCAUGCCCUUCGGAUAACUGGUUACGAUCAGACAUAAGCAGGCCAGAACCCAUCAGACCAGAAUCACCUGUACCAUACGAAUUUUCAAGUCUGAAAGGUUCCAGCCUUGUGUUGAGAGAAUGCCCAAAUUUUGAUCAUCCAAGUGCAGACUUCGACGUUGUGCACAAUGGGAAAACGCAAGUCACGAAAUGAGAAGAAGGAGAUUGAAGAGGAAGAUCACUGCUUUCGAAUGCAAGAGCAAAUAGUGAGCCUGCUCCGGGAGAAGGUGAACCGCAUUGAGGUUGAGCUGAAUUAUCUUCGUUCUCACCACAAAUCCCUGUACAGAGUUUGGUCCACGCCAGCUUAUCCCCCUGGAUAUCUACCUGGGUCGUGGACUGCUUCCGAGGGUCGCGAGGAACAAUUACUUCAAGCUGGUCAGGCUGUAAUAACUGAUAGGCCAGGUCAACGUGAAAGGAAUGCGGAGAAGGCUGUCAAAGCAAAGAGGAGAAAGAAACCGAAAACCAUCCCAUCUGUUAAUACUUCACCUUUACCGAGCCCUGAAGAACACCGAAGCUCGGAUCAAAAGUUAAAGGAUAGUGAUUCAGAUUCAUCGAGGGAUUCACCAGAUUCAUCUUCGGAUUCAGACGUUGAGGAUACAAAACAUUCUCCGUUGGAGACAGUCACAACGGAGUCGGCUGUCAGGUCGGAAUCUUCCAGUUCUGAGGACAGCUCCUCAGAAGACGAGAAAGUAGAGAAAGGAAAAGUUUCUGAAUCUGAUAGCGAAGAUGAGAGUUCUUCAGAGUCUGAAUAUAAUGAACCGCAGGCGAACCGUCCUAAUGUUGCUAUUAGAAACUUUCCAAAUUUUCCUAGAGUCAAUUGGGCGAAUGAGCCUAGAAAAAGGCGGGCAAGUAGAGCUAGUUCUAGUUCUGAUAGCGAUUCGAACGAUUCAGACGAUAGUGCAUCAGUGGUGGAAGUUGCAGAAGAGGAUGUCCAAAAGAAAUGCAAACAAAAGAUGGAUUCGCAGCAACUCCCAGCAAGAAAUAGAUCGGAGAAUGAAGGUGUGGUCUUUCAGAAGAAAGGAAAAGGUCUCUCGAAGACUACUCCGGGUGUUGCAGAAAACACAGAAGAAGUGGAGUCUAAGAAGAAGAAAAAUAAGGACUCCGCAAAAUCUGCCGAGGCAACCAAUUCAGUCAUCGACAGCAAGGGUGUGGGAGGUUCUGCAGCAUUAAGUUCCAACCUGGACAAACUUUCUGCGGAUGCACCUCCAGAAGAUAUAUUUGACUGGAACCUUCUUGGAGUUCCAGGUCCAUGGGCUCAAGCAAACUCUUCGAGCUCCUAUUAUGACACUUGUCAGUGGCCGAAGCAGUUGACGUCUUUACCCUGUAAAUUCGAUAGUUUCGACGAAUACAUAGCGAGAAAUCAAUGGCUAGUCUUUGAGGAAUGCAAGGCCGUUCUUGAUCAAAAUUGGGAACUUCUGCAGAGAAAAGGCGAGCCACGCCAAGCCACUGGCGUUGGCUCAGAAGACUCCGACGAGAAUUUAGAACCACGGAUAUUUCAUCUUCGUCCCAUGCACCGUUGUGCCAAUGAUUCUUUCAACUUUUUCGAAUUAUCAGCAUCGGAUGUUCGACGUUUUCAGAUAGACACAAGUGAUGUGUUACUUCUACAAUUUCCCAAGUUUCCGACGAUGAAAGUCCUGGCUUGUGUCAGCAACUCAGGAGACAAGUCAGCCUUACUGAAGACUCGAGUUGACUUGCAGUCUUACGGCAGUAAGUGCAAGAUUGCAAGGAUGAGCAACAUGGUGACUUUGAAGCGCCAGUUUCUCGCUCUGCUUAAUGUCACAAAAUUACCCCAUUUUCUACGGCAGCAGAUUUUGGAUCCCCUUCCCAACAUUGCCUGCACAGUCAACCCGCCAAGCGACGAGUGUUUAGACGAGAAUGUCCUGCUCCCUUCCGGCAUGAACAACACGUUGUUGACAUGGAAAGAGCAUGGCAUAUUCAACAACAGGCAGCUUUUGACUAUGACAGCCCUUCUACAGAUGAAGCAAGGCGCUCUUCUUGUUCAAGGUCCUCCAGGUACAGGAAAGACGUCAACCAUAGUCGGUUUGAUUUCGGCUGUAUGUAUAGAGGAGCCUGGAGCGAAGGUCCUUGUCUGCGCUGCAUCUAACGCUGCCGUAGAUGAGAUCGUUUCCCGACUCAUGCACACCAUGCUUGACAAGGAAGGAAAGCUAUAUUCACCGAAAUUAGGCACUUUGGUUCGUGUUGGAGUUCAAAAGUCAGUGCAGGUAGCGUGCCAGCCUGUAACAAUGGACGCUCUCCUUUCUAAGGGUUCCAAGGGUUCGAAGGGGACAGCCAAAACAGAAAUUUUUUCUGAAGCAUCGAUCAUAUGCUCCACUCUGAGUGGGAGUGGACAUCCUUUGUUUGAGGAGUGUAAACAGAAGUUUGACCUCAUUGUACUCGACGAGGCAGCGCAGGCUGUGGAGUGCGAAACAUUGAUUGCUCUACAAAGAGCCAAAGGCCGCGUUGUAAUUGUCGGAGAUCCAUGUCAACUGCCAGCAACCGUUAUACAGAGGCCAGGGACGGCGUACGGAAGAAGUCUUUUCCAAAGAAUGCAGCAAGGGGGGAUGCAAACUUUUUUAAUGACUACUCAAUAUCGUAUGCAUCCGCAAAUCUCCAAAUAUCCAUCUGCGAGUUUCUAUGGUGGUUGUCUCAAGGACUCUAAGUCAGCUCAGUGCAUGACUUCAAUUUUCAAACAAGACGCUUGUGACACCGGCAUAAGCUGCGAUGGGUACACUUUCAGGCUCGGACCAUACUGUUUCCUAGACGUGUCAUGGGGUGAGGAAGAACUCCAAGCAAGAGGUCAUUCAAUCUCGAAUGUCGAAGAGGCGGAGGUCGUUGCGAAAGUGGUGCAUGGUGUAGUCAAGAGCCUCAAAAAUGGAAGAAAGGCUGAUAUUGGUGUAAUAACACCAUACUUGGCCCAACGAACAACAAUAUUGUCGAGUUUGCUCAAAUAUAAGAUAGAUGACAGUGUUUGCGAAGUUAACACGGUGGAUGGUUUUCAGGGUCGAGAGAAAGAUGUAAUAGUAUUGUCAUGUGUAAGGGCGGCCACUGAGAAAGGCCUUGGUUUUGUCUCUGAUGAAAAACGCAUGAACGUAGCUUUGACGAGAGCAAAGCACUCCUUGAUCAUUGUCGGGCAUGGGAAGACUCUCAAGACCCAAAGCACAACGUGGAGUGCUCUUUUAGAAGAUGCAAUGUCACGGGGUUGCUACCAGGUGCUGCGCAAUCUCGGAGGAGCGAAGAAGAGUUUAGAGAAAUCACCCCCUGUGGAACCAACUGCCCCAGGUGUAAGUGAGAGAGCAGCCAAAUUUCAUUCAGCCCAAACAUCUCCUGUGAAGAAGCAACAGGCUGGGUCCAGUAAGAAGCCACAAACUGUUCCUAAUCAGGCAAGUUCUGUGCCUGCUUCGGUCAAAUUGGAGCCAGCAACUUGUGAUUUUGCUCAUCACUUUCCCAACUGUGGUCACAACCCACACGGCGGUGGCCAGCUUCCUGCCUCCGUGGGUGCGGUGAAGAGGACACGUGGUGCAGUGCGCAUCAACGGACCUAACGGACAUCAGUGUGGUGGUACAUCCAGAAGAAGAAGGUUCGGAGGACUUUCUGAGCACGUUGGAGCAGCACCUUCGAACAUACACACUGAUUUUGGCCAUGUACCGUGUGAAAACCAACACCAGAAGUUUGCAGCACCGCCUCAAGGAUACGAUCAUGGUAGGCCUUUCUUAGAGCCUCAUAUGCUCUUCGCUCCCCUCCAUGGCGGACCUUGGCACCAUACACCAGGGAUCGCGGAUCAAGUUCCACCCUUUUGUAAUCCCCAUGCCAAUAGAGGUAGAAGGUAGUCUACCAAACUUCUUGGAAUGAUAGUGAUCUCUUAAAUUCUGUACAUUGUCACAUUCAUCAUUUUUCCCGUAAGCAUUGCCUCAUUGAGUUCGCGUACUGACCAAGUACUUGCUAACUUCGACCAUGUUUCACUUUUU